Messenger RNA from Cotesia congregata, 684 nucleotides. Lineage: Eukaryota; Metazoa; Arthropoda; Insecta; Hymenoptera; Braconidae. The record is from the annotation of a GenBank genome assembly.
AUGGUUGUAUUAAGCAAUUUCUUGACACCCCAAGAAGGCAUCAGACAUGAAGAACCAAACACAACUCUUUACUUAGAUGAUAGAGAGGUAGGAAAAGGUACACUUUACAUAACAGAAAGCGUACUGUCAUGGGUUAAUAGCACUACGCAGCAAGGCUUUUCUCUAGAGUAUCCUCACAUAUCUAUCCACGCAAUCUCACGAAAUGAAGUAAAUCAUCCUCGACAUCAUCUAUACGUGGUGGUUGAUGCUAAAGUUGACCUUCCAGGUUUCGAGGAAGUACCGCAAAAUGAAGAAAAUUCAGAUGAUGAUGAUGAUAAUUCAGAACAUGUGAAUACUCAUAUGAGGUUUGCACCUGAUAAUACUCAGAGCUUGGAUGCCAUGUACCAGGCGAUGAGUCAAUGUCAGAUUCUCCAUCCUGAUCCCAAUGACUCUCAUUCGGAUGAUGAAGAAGAUGAUGAAGACAAGUUUGAAGAUGCUGAACCACAUCAUGGAGCAAAAGAAGACGACGGAGAAGACGAAGAAGAAUAUAGAGAUGCAUAUGAAAUUGGAGCAGGCGACGCACCACAUAUUUUACCUCCAGAAUCUCUAGCAAAUAAUCAAAAUGGAAAUGGCAACGGAAACAACUUUGAAGAUAUGGAUGUCGAUGAUGGUCGAUUCGACGACGUCCCUGAUCAGCAUAAUUAA